AUGGCUAAGAGAACGGGGAAAUCUGUAUCUAAACGAUCCUCUGGUAGAGAGAAUGAGGAAGAAGAUCCAUAUGGCUUAAAUGAGGUUGAUGAUUUCGCAAAAAAGAGGGAGAAGGUGAUGCUAGAGGAUGCUGGUAUUAAUGAACGUGAAGCGUCGGAUAGCGAUGAUUUUUCUGUUGACGAGGAGGAAGAGGUGUUGGGAAUGUCUGAUGAAGAAAGUAGCGAUGAGGAUGUUGAAGAUGAAGAUGAGGAUGAGGAUGAAGAGUUGGAUGGUGAAGCUGCAUACAAGAAAGUGUUUGGUAGGAAAUUGGAAAUGGAUGAAAUACCAGAAGAACGAGAGGAAGGAGGUAUGUUAGAUAAUGACAAUGCAUGGGGUACAUCUAAGUCAGAAUACUAUGGUGCAGAUGAUUUAGACGACGAAGAAACAGCUAAGGAGAUAGAAAAGGAAGCAUUACGUCAACAGAAGAAGCAUCUUGAGGAUCUCCAAAUUGAUGACUAUCUUGAAGAUGAGGUAGAAGAAGAAUGGGUAAAAGAAGCGAAGGCUUUCGAUAUGGGUCAGUUUCAAGGUCAAAAGGAUGAUAAGAGUUCCAACCAAGUAUCUGCUAAAGAUAUUCUAAAUAUGGAUGAUGAAAGUAAAGAAAACUUUUUGACGACUUCCUUCCCUGAGUAUCUCCCUCUAUCAAAAGAAUUCAGUAAACUUUCGCCCGUUCUUGAGGAACUCAUUGCAAAGCAAAAAACUGAAAACAACGAUUCUCUUCAAGCCAAAAUAGUAGCACUAUCGUGCUACUUGGGAACGAUAAGUACAUAUUUUGCAGUGUUCUUGCAUGAGCUACAGAACAAUGAAGAUUUUACUACUAUGAAAAACCAUCCUGUAAUGGAACGUAUCUUGGAAUGUAAGGAAAUAUGGAGACAGGCUAACGAACUUCCGGAAGUGGAUUCUGCGGUAUAUGAACAGACAUCUGGAGUUGAAAGCAAUGUUUCCGAUAUUGAAGAACUUUCUGAAGAAUUGCUACAGGAGCAAGAUGAAUUGGACGAAGAGGGUUCAAGUGAUGGCAGUGAGGAUGAAGCCAUGGAAGAUUCUGAGGAGGAAGAGGAAGAGGAAGAAGAGGACUUUGAUAUUGAAUUGUCUGAUAGAACAGUUAUUAAAAACAGAAAAGAAGACCUACCACAGGAUGUCGAUGACUUUGUUGAAGAUGAAAUUGCCGAUGUUGAUAAACAAGAGAAGAAAACCAGAAAGAAAACUCUUCGUUUCUAUACCUCUAAGAUUGAUCAAAAGGCUAACAAAAAGACAGAAAGAUUCAAGGGUGAUGACGACAUUCCAUAUAAAGAAAGGUUAUACGAAAGACAGCAAAGGCUUCUUGAAGAAGCUAGAAAACGUGGUUUACAUGAUAAUAAGGCAGCAGACCUCAACAAUGAAGACUACAACUCUGAUGAUGAAAAGACAGCCAAGAAUAUCAACGACGAAGCUGAAAGUGAAUAUUACAAGAGCAUUAAAGCUGAUAGACAACGUAAGAAAGAAGCGCGUAUGCAAGCUCAUAAGGAAGUUACAAAGGCGGCUAAGGAAGGUAAGUUGGCUGAACUUGCAGAGAACAUAACGGAAGAUGGUAAGCGUGCUAUCAAUUAUCAAAUUUUGAAGAACAAGGGUUUGACACCAAAGAGGAAGAAAGAGAACAGAAAUUCCCGUGUCAAAAAGAGAAAGAAGUACGAAAAGGCUCAAAAGAAACUCAAAUCGGUUCGUGCUGUGUACUCUGGUGGCCAAUCUGGAUCUUACGAAGGUGAAAAGACUGGUAUUAAGAAGAAUUUGACCAAGUCUGUGAAAUUCAAAAACUAA
Molecule: messenger RNA, 1830 nt
Organism: Kluyveromyces marxianus DMKU3-1042
Lineage: Eukaryota; Fungi; Ascomycota; Saccharomycetes; Saccharomycetales; Saccharomycetaceae
Gene: SAS10
Product: rRNA-processing protein SAS10
Exons: 1
Coding region: 1-1830 (609 amino acids)
Biological process (GO): maturation of SSU-rRNA from tricistronic rRNA transcript (SSU-rRNA, 5.8S rRNA, LSU-rRNA)
Cellular component (GO): small-subunit processome; nucleolus
Source: RefSeq, a predicted model, not a curated record